Molecule: messenger RNA, 1127 nt
Organism: Brassica oleracea var. oleracea
Lineage: Eukaryota; Viridiplantae; Streptophyta; Magnoliopsida; Brassicales; Brassicaceae
Product: syntaxin-21
Exons: 7
Coding region: 94-924 (276 amino acids)
Biological process (GO): intracellular protein transport; vesicle fusion; vesicle-mediated transport
Cellular component (GO): endomembrane system; membrane; SNARE complex
Molecular function (GO): SNAP receptor activity; SNARE binding
Source: RefSeq, a predicted model, not a curated record
UCAUUUUUCUCCCAAAAAAAAGAAAACAAUAAAUUUCGACCAAAACUCUUGCCAUCUUCGUCGUCUUUGUUCCCUUGGAGAUAAAAGAGGAGGAUGAGUUUCCAAGAUCUCGAAGCUGGCUCUCGAUUUCAGCAGCCUAAUCGUGGGAGGCAGCAGAGACCUCCCUCUCGUGGGGAUCCAUCUCAGGAGGUAGCCGCCGGGAUAUUCAGGAUCAGCACGGCUCUCAAUUCCUUCUUCCGCCUCGUUAAUUCCAUCGGAACCCCUAAGGAUACUCUCGAUUUGCGAGAUAAGCUGCAAAAGACAAGGUUACAGAUAUCAGAACUGGUGAAAAAUACUUCAGCUAAACUCAAAGAAGCCAGCGAAGCCGAUCUCCAUGGAGCAGCUAGUCCAAUUAAGAAGAUUGCGGAUGCUAAACUAGCGAAAGAUUUCCAAUCAGUUCUCAAAGAGUUUCAAAAAGCUCAGAGACUUGCUGCUGAAAGAGAAAUUACAUAUACUCCUGUCGUCACCAUAGAUAUCCCUACCAGUUAUAAUGCACAAGAACUGGAUACUGAAUCUUUAAGGACCUCCCAACAGCAAACUCUUCUUCUACAAUCAAGAAGGCAAGAAGUAGUGUUUCUAGAUAACGAGAUAACAUUCAACGAGGCAAUUAUCGAGGAAAGAGAGCAAGGAAUUAGAGAAAUCCAAGAACAGAUUGGUGAAGUGAACGAAAUCUUCAAAGAUCUGGCUGUUUUAGUGAACGACCAAGGAGUCAUGAUCGAUGACAUCAGCUCUAACAUUGAUAACUCACAAGCUGCAACUGCACAAGCCACUGCUCAACUCAGAAAAGCGGCUAAAAUUCAAAGAGCAAACUCAUCUUUGACAUGCCUUCUUAUUCUCAUUUUUGGGAUUGUUCUGCUCAUUGUCAUCAUCGUUGUCUUGGUCUGAGCAUCAAACUCCAAGCAUCAAGCGAAGACAGAGAGGACGAAAACUAUACAAAUUGCUCAUUAAAGAUAUAAACUAUUGUACAGAUUCUUUAUACUCCAUUUGUCUUUCCCAUGUAAUCGAAUUGAAUCUUAUUUCUAAUCGUGAGUGUUGUAUGUGUUAAUCCAUCUUAAAGAUCGUUAUAGCAAAAUAUAUAAUAAACACUA